Cryptomeria japonica (Japanese cedar) is the source of this 2711-nucleotide messenger RNA. Its product is annotated as amidophosphoribosyltransferase, chloroplastic. The transcript is spliced from 3 exons. Gene Ontology annotation, cellular component: cytoplasm. Lineage: Eukaryota; Viridiplantae; Streptophyta; Pinopsida; Cupressales; Cupressaceae. Gene Ontology annotation, molecular function: amidophosphoribosyltransferase activity. The record is from RefSeq and is a predicted model, not a curated record. Gene Ontology annotation, biological process: purine nucleotide biosynthetic process; purine nucleobase biosynthetic process. The coding region runs from base 375 to 2081 and encodes 568 amino acids.
UGCAGGAAAUCAACGUGUUCGGUCUAAAUUAAUAAAACUACUUUAUUCUUCAUCAAUCCAUGCAAGCAAUCGUUUAUAUUUAGAAAAGGUGCAGGAAAUCAAGGUGUUCUUUCAGCCGCCGGCCAAGAUUUUAAAGAGGCGCUAUCCGCCAAUGCAUUCAAAAAUCGAGAUGCCCAGACAGUCAAUCCACAAAACAAAUUUCCAGUCAAAAGUUCACCGUGGAUUUUGAUUGCUCUUAAUGGCGAUCAUAUAAAAAGAAAGCAGCCCAAAAAAUUUAUACUCCCACCACCCUUUCGCCUAUAAAUACUAUCAACAGUCACCAACCUCUGAUACACACAAUCCCAAGAUUACAGCUUUGAUUCAGAGCUACCGUUAUGUUUGUGCAGAGUUGCAGAACCCAUAUGGAAGCCGCAGCGGCGACCGGCGGCGCCGGUCGUAGUGGGUCAUUUGCCAGGACCCUCCCUGUGGUCACGCCAUUAAAGUUUCCUGGAGCAUUUGGCAGAAACAGUCGUGGGUCUAUGUUUUUCUCGCGCGCAGUCCAUCAUGGCGGUGGGCAACGGAAAAAAAUGACAGUGGCGGCGGGGGCUGAGCUUCACCCAAUGGAAAGGCAAUGGCAUGGCGGCGCUGAGCCGCCAGAAGACGAUGUGCUGAGGGAAGAGUGUGGCGUGGCGGGGCUUUACGGUGAACCAGAGGCGGCGAGGCUUUGUUGCCUCGCCUUGCAUGCUUUACAGCACCGUGGGCAGGAAGGCGCUGGGAUCGUAACUGCCCCGGCUGGGGACAACGAUUCCGGGGCUUUGAAUUCCGUCACAGGGCUCGGCCUGGUCUCGGAAGUCUUCAAUGAAACGAACCUCGGCCUCCUUGUGGGCAACAGUGCCAUUGGCCAUGUACGCUACGCAACUUCUGGGGCCUCUGUUCAACACAAUGUUCAGCCUUUCGUGGCGAGCUACCGAUUUGGGUCCGUUGCAGUGGCGCACAACGGUAACCUCGUGAAUUACAAACACCUGCGCUCCGAGCUCGAGUCCCGUGGCUCAAUCUUUAGCACCACUUCUGACACUGAAGUUAUACUUCAUCUCAUUGCGCAGUCGAAAGCCGCUUCCUUUGUUUUAAAGCUUGUGGAAGCCCUGGAGCAGCUUCAGGGUGCAUUUUCGCUUGUGUUUCUGACAAAGAACAAGCUAGUAGGAGCGCGGGACCCGCAUGGAUUUCGGCCCCUGGUCAUGGGAAGGCGAGCCAAUGGUGCUGUCGUUUUUGCUUCGGAGACUUGUGCUUUGGACCUCAUUGAGGCCUCAUAUGAGCGUGAAGUCUUUCCCGGGGAAAUCAUCGUUGUGGACGAGAGUGGCAUCAGUACAAUGUGUAUGAUGCCGCAGAAGCCUCGGAAGGCCUGUGUUUUUGAGCACAUUUAUUUUUCACUCCCAAGCUCGGUCGUAUUCGGGAGGUCUGUGUAUGACUCAAGGUUUUCUUUUGGGCAGAUUUUGGCGCAGGAGUCCCCUGUGGAGUGUGAUCUUGUAACUGCAGUACCAGAUUCCGGCAUGGUUGCAGCACUUGGGUAUGCUAGCAAGGCCAAUGUGCCCUUCCAGCAGGGGCUGAUAAGGUCUCAUUAUGUGGGUAGGACCUUCAUUGAGCCUUCCCAGAAGAUUAGGGACUUCGGCGUGAAGUUAAAGUUGUCCCCUGUUGAGGCAGUGUUGAAGGGCAAAAGGGUAGUUGUAGUUGAUGACUCUAUUGUGAGGGGUACUACUAGUUCUAAAAUUGUGAGAAUGAUCAGAGAAGCAGGGGCAACGGAGGUUCAUGUGAGGAUAGCCUGUCCUCCAAUAAUUGGGUCUUGUUAUUAUGGUGUAGACACCCCAAGGAAAGAGGAACUGAUAUCCCACAGGCUGAGUGUUGAAGAUACUUGCAAGUUUAUAGGUGCAGAUUCUCUGGCUUUCUUGCCACUCCACAGUCUCAGAGGGAUGCUGAGAGACGAGGCGCCAUCCUUUUGUGAUGCAUGCUUUUCUCACGCCUAUCCUGUGCCGCCGCUUGAUAUCUUGAACCCAGAGCCUAAAAAUGCAGAGGAAGACAUUCUCAAUGAACCUGUCUGUGUUUCAUAACAGUGGAGAAGAAAUGUACCAGUUUUGAAUAUGUUUGGAAGUUCGACCCAAAUGGUUUGAACCUCGGUUUGAACAAUUCGUUUACAGUUGGAUUCAAGGAAACUAGGUAGUGGCUGGACAUAGGAGCUCAGUUGGAUUUUCUUCUUCAUGAUCAAAUACUCAACUAGCAGCAAAGUUCAAACUCACUUUGGUGCUGAAGAAUGGCUUCUCUUCUUGCAAAUGCCUCUUUCAGAAUUAACAUUAUUAUCAAUUCAACGCAAUGGAGGCAACCACUAAAAAGAUUUAACAUUUUACAACAGCCUGUGAAGCAACGGAGGCAACCAUUAAAAAGAUGGAACCCUGCACAACAGAGUGUAGGGCAAUGGAAGGGCAUAGCUUAAUAUAGCUAAGAGCACAUUUAUAUGGAAGGAAUAUAAUAUGGAGAAUUGGUAAAAUACGUGCACCCAACCCCCCUGCCAUAUAAUAAGAAAGCAUCACAAAAUGCGCAUUCCUAGAAAAAAAGAUCAAUUCAGUUUGCCUACGAAGCUGGUUUGUUACAACUGUGGAAUGAUAUAUAUAUAUUUUUUGGUCACAGCAGAUUUUGGCUGCUCUGCAAGUUUUAAAAUGUUAUAGGGUUUUGUACCUUUUUAA